Molecule: messenger RNA, 958 nt
Organism: Vigna radiata var. radiata (mung bean)
Lineage: Eukaryota; Viridiplantae; Streptophyta; Magnoliopsida; Fabales; Fabaceae
Product: kunitz-type trypsin inhibitor-like 2 protein
Exons: 2
Coding region: 49-687 (212 amino acids)
Molecular function (GO): endopeptidase inhibitor activity
Source: RefSeq, a predicted model, not a curated record
AUCAAUCCAGCACAACAUCUCCAACAACAUCUUCCAAAUCGAUCAACCAUGAAGCCAACCCUAGUUCUUGCUCUCUCUUUCCUCCUUCCCUUCUUCACCAACCUUCCCUUAGCUUUCUCAGAUGAUGUUCAACAAGUUGUGGACAUAUAUGGGGACCCCAUUUUACCAGAUUUCACAUACUACAUCGUCCCAGCAAUCAGUGGUCCACCUGGUGGUGGAUUGAAACUUGCCAAAACUGGAAACUCAAAGUGCCCUCUUACUAUCCUGCAAGAUUACUCUGAAGCCUUCCGUGGCCUCCCUGUUCAAUUCACCGGAGACAGUCACUUAUUCAUCUUUACAGGUACCGAAGUGGACAUCAAUUUCGUACAGAAGCCAUUGUGUGCAGAAUCCUCCAAUUGGUCGGUGUUCGUGGACGAAUCAAUCCAGAAGGCAUGUGUGGGAAUUGGUGGUGCCGAAGGUCAUCCUGGACAACAAACUUUUAGUGGCAAAUUUCACAUUCAGAAAUAUCAAAUUGGAUACAAGCUUGUGUUCUGCAUCUUUGACUCACCAACAUGCUUCGAUAUUGGAAGAUUUGAUGCACAGAACGGUGAGGGAGGAAGACGCUUGAAUCUCACUGAGCAUGAAGCAUUCGAUAUUGUGUUCGUACCAGCUUUUGAAGCUGAUAAGGUUAUUAAGUCCGUAGCUUGAAUCAAAUAUCUCUAGUUAAUCAGAUUUUAGUUAAUGCAAUCAUAUGUUGUUUUGAUUUGCAUUAGCUAAGAGAAUCUAGUCCAAAGAUUGAAUAAGAUAGUAAAUUUCUAACUUUCUUGCGUGAUAUCUUUCUCUCUUUCAUCUCUUUCAAACUUCAAUGAAAGACAUUAGAAAAAUUUAGGUUUAGUAUUCUGAGAUGCCCACACAAGCCCACGUGGUUCUGCCAUGCACAACUUUAAAUACUAAACAUCAUAUAUUAUAUACAAUAAAA